CUCACAGAAGAAGACCUGGAGUUCCUUCGGCCAUUCGCACUGAAGGUCGAGUCGCACAUGCCUGGAGAGACAUUUGCCAAACUCCCGUUCGCAUUCCCACAGGCGAACCUCAAGACUUGGAAGGCUAUUCAAUCCCGGGCCGCCCAGCUCUCAGGAUUCCAGCCAGAACUCUACGACUGCUGUGUCAACUCCUGCAUUGCCUACACUGGUGUCUAUGACACUGAAAACCUCUGUCCGUUUUGUGAGGAAUCACGUUGGGAUGCCAGUGGACGUCGCGCUCGCAACCAGUUCGUCUACCUCCCCAUCAUCCCCCGCCUCAAGUCCCAGUUUGCCAACCGCGAGCGAGCCACGCAAAUGCAGUACUGCGCAUCUGAACACGUCCACGAACCCGGCACAAUCAAGGACGUCAUGGAUUCGACUGUCUAUCGUUCGCUUCUCGGGAAGACGGUGACCUUCCAGAACCGUGAUUUGCCGCACCGCUACUUCGAGGACAAUCGCGAUAUCGCACUCGGUCUCUCCACGGACGGCUUUGCCCCGUUCAAGCGGCGUACAAAAACC
Molecule: messenger RNA, 558 nt
Organism: Trametes versicolor FP-101664 SS1
Lineage: Eukaryota; Fungi; Basidiomycota; Agaricomycetes; Polyporales; Polyporaceae
Exons: 1
Source: RefSeq, a predicted model, not a curated record